AUGCGUGACCCCCUCCAUAGGAGGCAAUACGUGGGACCCCCACAGGAGGCGAUACGCAGGCCCAAUGGGUUGCGAAACGCCAUCCCACAGCUGCGUACACUGGGCGCUGUGUUGAGCGUUGGAGUGAUCACCUACAUCCUCCUCAGCGGCUUCUCACCCUUUCAGGGGGACACGGACAGUGAGACGCUGGUCAACAUCGUGGAGCUGAACUACGAGAUGGAGGGCCACAGCUUCGAGACGACCAGUGACAUGGCGAAGGACUUCAUCGCCAAGCUGCUGCUGAGGGAGCCCGAGGCGCGGCUCACCGCUGACCACUGCCUCCGACACCCCUGGAUCAAGCCCGAGAACCGUCGGCAGCAGCUGGUCCGGAGUCGCUCCACCAUCAACAUGGAGUCUUUCCGUGCCUUCAACGCCCGGCGGCGGUGGAAGGUCUCCUAUAAGAUGGUGUCCGCCUGUAACCGCCUGCGCCACCUCCGGCGAGGGAGAGCCCGGUCACACCCAGCGCUGGACGAGGUGUUCGUGCAGAGGGAUUGCGAGAGUGACCACGAGGAGUGGAGUCCCGGCAUGCUCUUCCGGAGGCGGAGAAGCAGCUCGUCGUAGCGGGAGUGGAUCGGCGGCGGGGGGACGGGCGGCGAGACGACAGACGGGCCGUGACCCGAUCCGUCCGCACCGAGACCGGACGAG
Pristis pectinata (smalltooth sawfish) is the source of this 684-nucleotide messenger RNA. RefSeq names its product death-associated protein kinase 2-like. Gene Ontology annotation, molecular function: protein serine/threonine kinase activity; ATP binding. Lineage: Eukaryota; Metazoa; Chordata; Chondrichthyes; Rhinopristiformes; Pristidae. Gene Ontology annotation, biological process: positive regulation of apoptotic process; protein phosphorylation; intracellular signal transduction. The record is from RefSeq and is a predicted model, not a curated record. Bases 1 to 600 code for a protein of 199 amino acids. The transcript has 7 exons. Gene Ontology annotation, cellular component: nucleus; cytoplasm.